Messenger RNA from Periophthalmus magnuspinnatus, 2519 nucleotides. RefSeq lists its product as uncharacterized. The record is from RefSeq and is a predicted model, not a curated record. Lineage: Eukaryota; Metazoa; Chordata; Actinopteri; Gobiiformes; Gobiidae. The transcript is spliced from 14 exons. Bases 184 to 2256 code for a protein of 690 amino acids.
AGGCCACAGUCACAGGGAAUGGGUGGAGGUGACUUUCCACUUACUUCAUUCAUCGCAUUAAACUGUGUUAGCUCCAACAUGUGGACAAUCUACAGCACCAGAAACACUCGGAAAAUAUAACAACAACUGGGCCAAGGAAGACUACACUCUGUGGACUAGAAGUACUGCUGCUGGAGCCUCAGUAUGGAGGAGUCAGUGCUGGUCCGCUGUGACAGCCUGGACACAGCGUCUCUGAAUGGGAGGGACUUGAUGACUUCUGUUGAACACCUGACGUACCACGCUGAGGCCCUUGACCCUCCUCUGGGCCCCGAGCCGACCCCCGCGGAGCUUGCCCAGUGUGAGGCCGAGGUGGGCACCCUCCUCAGCAUCAUCGCCGAGCUCAACAAGAAGAUGGGCUCGCUCAAAGCUCCAAGUGAUCCUGGUGAACUGAGACCAUCAGCUGCAUCCAGGCCUUUGGUUCCAGAUCUUUUAUCUCACAGAGUCAAAAACACAGAGAGGAAAAUACCUGGGGAGACUGCUCUAUCUAAACCUACGAUGAUGGACAGAGGGGGCGGUGGUGUUGUAUGGUCCAAACUUCAGGAUGUGCUGUCUUCUGUGGAGGACUCAAUCAGCUUCAGGAGGUCCUGGGCUGCUCCGAUCGCUGCAGUCGACCUGAACAAACACAAGGAGCAUCUCAGGGCCGCCCACGAGAGCUCUGCCAAAGCCAGACAGAUUCUGGAGGACAUGGAGAGGGAGUUUGGCAUUUCUUGCACCACAAUUUUCCAGGACGAGGUUUCUGAUGUGGACAAGCACGACUUCGCCUUUCAAAGCCAACAUGGGGAGCUAGACAGAGCACACAGCAUCAGCCUGGUGGACGAAGACAGAGACAAGUUGGUGAACUUUCACAGAGGCUGGAGGUCUGGGCGACACUCCCCGUCCUACAGGCCCAGUGCAAUGUCAGGCCCUGAGUCAGUGAGUCUGGACUGGGCCUCUCCUCCAUACCCCAGCUCUCCUCUGCUCCAGCGCAGGACUAGCCGAGGGCUGGCCCCUCUGUGUGGGCCUGGGGACAUGUCUCCACUGGGCUCUGGGAACUCCAACAGUCCAUGUACCAGCCCCAUAGGUCCAGAAAUGGAGAGUGAAAGACUCAACAGGCUUAUUGAGUAUCUGAAGAGCAGAAACGAGCGUCUGUCUCUGGCCUUAGAGCGGAGGAAAAGUGAAGCGGAGCACAUGAGCCUCACGCUGAACAGACUGGAGUCGGACUGUUCUGCUCAACAGCUGGCCCUCAGAUACUGCGAGGAGUGUGAGGAGGCCUACGCAGAGCUGCUGUCACUUUACGAGGUUAAGACUCACCAAAGCAUUCCUGACGGGACGGCCGCAGCAGAAGAAGCUGGCGACGCUCCAAAUGAUCUGCUCGACACGGAGGAGCUGUCCACGUCUUUCUCAGCUGCAGGGGACGCUGUUGAGGAGAUCCAAAUACAGAGGACACCUGAGGAGGACCGCGAGGUUUCUCUGCGUCAGCACAUACAGCAUUUGAAGAGGGAGCGUGCAGCCAUUUGCCUCCCCAAACCAGGGCCAGGAGCAGCGGAGUGCAAGAUGAUCCCUGACAGCGGCCCAACCCAGGGGUCACGAACCGGACACGGCAGUAAAGACAGGCCCAAUGACACCAAGAAGGAGAAGGCUUCCCUCUUCUAUGAGCUCAUCUCUGUCAGGGACGAGAUGUCCGAUCUGCGUGCUCUGAUUCGCCUUAAAGAAAAGGAGCUGCGUUGUAUUGAGUGGAGUCUAAUGGCCCAAAAAGCACAGGACACAGCUGGAGCCUUCAUCCCAGAGAGAGAGGAGCCAGAGGAGCGCAAGACCCAACAACAGAGGCUGUGUGAGGCGGCAGCUAAACUGGGCUCUGAGGGGGACCUCUCCAGACCCAUCCUGAAGGAGCUGCAGGCCGUCCUUCACAGGGAAAAGGCCUUGAAGAAAAGACUGGCUUUAGUUCAGGAUUCAAUGAACAUGGCUCUACCAGAUAACAACCCUCAGAGGAGAGACAGCGGAGAGAUCGCACGGCUCACCCAGGCUCACAGUAAAGCUCUGAGCUCAUACCGUCAGAUCCGGAGGAAGUACCGGGAGCAUGUGUGGAGACUGGAGCAGAAGGUGGCGGCCAUGAUGGAGACCCAGCAGCAGCAGCAGCAGCAGAGCACAUCAUCACAGAGUGCAGCCAGUGCGAAUUCAAAAACUGCUAUUGCACCUACAGAGAGUGCGGACUGGAGGAGAGAGGAGACGGUGUUAUAAAUAUAGUGAUUAUAGGAUAUGUCACGAUGUAAUACUUACUUAGGGACAACUACUACUUUGGAACACUUCUUGGUAUUUCAUAUAAGCUACUUAACAUAACUUAAAGAAGACAUAUUAUGUUUUUGUCUGCUAUAUAACACCCGUUAUAUAAUUGAUGACACCCAUAGAUCAUUAUGUUAUAUUUUGAAGUUGCUUUAUUCAUGUAAAACUACUUCGCCUCACCUAUGAAUAGUUUAUGGUGGGGAGUUGUGGAUUUUCAAAAA